AUCGUAUCGACCCAGCAUUGAAUACGGUGGAAGGGAAUGUCGACUCGUGGCAAGUGUUGCCACCAAAUCCAGGCACGCAGGCCCACAUGGCGACCUCAUUCUUUCUCGACUAAUUUCAAGAGAAGCUUUCAUGGAAGACUUCCAUGGCUCCGACCCAUUGUCCAAUCUGGUUUGGUUGGGACGGGAGCAGGAUUCGUCAGAGCAGACGCAGCGAGGCAAAUCCAGAGGAGCAGACGAACCAGGGGUGGAUGCAAGUGGAGCCAUUCAUAAUCGAAACAGUCCGAACUAGGUCUUGAUGAUUGACAGGGUGAGUGGCCAGUGGCCAGCUGGCAUUGUGGGAUAGUAUGCAUGGUGCAUGACGGG
This is a messenger RNA of Aspergillus candidus, 363 nucleotides long. RefSeq lists its product as uncharacterized. Lineage: Eukaryota; Fungi; Ascomycota; Eurotiomycetes; Eurotiales; Aspergillaceae. The record is from RefSeq and is a predicted model, not a curated record. The transcript has a single exon. The coding region runs from base 37 to 270 and encodes 77 amino acids.